Messenger RNA from Varanus komodoensis (Komodo dragon), 3960 nucleotides. RefSeq names its product WD repeat domain 62 (gene WDR62). NCBI's taxonomy places the organism in Eukaryota, Metazoa, Chordata, Lepidosauria, Squamata, Varanidae. Gene Ontology annotation, cellular component: mitotic spindle. Gene Ontology annotation, molecular function: protein binding. The coding region runs from base 1 to 3708 and encodes 1235 amino acids. Gene Ontology annotation, biological process: regulation of mitotic cell cycle; mitotic spindle organization; neurogenesis. The transcript has 30 exons. The record is from RefSeq and is a predicted model, not a curated record.
AUGGCCGGCCGAGGCGGCGGCUUCUACCCGCGGGCGGCCACCGGCUCCGGCGCAGACUCGCCGCCGCUUCUCAGCCUGAGGCGGCGCUCGAAACACCAGGGGCCGGAGGAGGCGGUUAUGCUUGAGAAGGUGUUGGGAAUAACUACUCAAACCAGCAGUGGCCUCGCUUGUGACCCAAACACGGGGCAGAUAGCAUAUCCAUCAGGGUGUGUAGUUGUGAUUUUCAAUCCUCAGAAGAAUAAACAAAGACAUAUAUUUAAUACUUCUAGGAAGACUGUGAGUGCUUUGUCUUUUUCCCCUGACGGGAAAUAUAUUGUAACUGGUGAGCAUGGGCACAGGCCGGCCGUCCGCGUCUGGGACAUAAGAGAGAAGGCGCAGGUCUUGGAACUCCACGGCCACAACCACGGUGUCGCCUGCGUGGCCUUCUCUCCCAGUAUGAAGUACCUCGUGUCGGUGGGCUAUCCGCAUGACACGGCUGUGAACGUGUGGGACUGGAAGAAAGGCACGCUCAUCGCGUCCAACAAAGUGUCCUGCAAGGUCAUGGCCAUUUCCUUCUUGGAGGACAGCUACUUUGUGACUGUCGGCCAUCGCCACGUGAAAUUCUGGUUCUUGGAUGUAUCACGGGAAGCUCAGGUCAAAGAGACGGUCCCGCUGGUCGGCCGCUCCGGCCUGCUCGGGGAGCUGCACGACAAUGCCUUCUGUGGGGUGGCUUGUGGACGGGGCAGGAUGCCCGGCAGCACCUUCUGCAUCUUGCACUCUGGACUCCUCUGCCAGUUCAACGAGAGGCGUGUGUUGGAAAAGUGGAUCGACCUGAAGGUGUCUGCAGCCCACUGCCUCUGCAUCAGUGAGGAGCUCAUCUUCUGCGGCUGCGCCAAUGGCACAGUGCGACUUUUCCAGGCACACGACAUGCAAUACCUGACGGACCUGCCCAAGCCCCACCUCCUGGGCGUUGACGCGGCCGGCGGAGAAGCCACGAGAAACCCAGGUGCCGCCUACCCCGACACGAUCGCCCUGGCUUUUGAUGUCUGCCACCACUGGCUCUCCUGCGUCUACAAGGACCACAGCCUGUACGUCUGGGAUGUGAAGAACCACAACCGGGUGGGGAAGGUGUGGUCUGGCCUCUUCCACAGCUCAUUCGUGUGGAACGUCGAGGUUUAUCCUGAGUUUGAAGACCACGAAGGCUGCUUGCCCCCGGGAUCUUUUCUAACAUGCUCCUCUGACAACACUAUACGUUUUUGGAACUUGGAAGAUGGCACACCAGCUGAUUUUCAGAAGAAUGUCUGCAGUAAUAGCUUGCUGAAGGUUGUGUAUGUGGAAAAGAACACCCGGCACCUGCAGGAUCCCCCCAGUGUGCUGGACAGAGCUGAAAAUGCCAGCUGCCUGGACGCGAAACCAGGAGUCCGUGUCCUGCAGGUCAGCCCUGACGGCCAGCAUUUGGCCUCUGGUGACCGAGCCGGAAAUUUGAGGAUACACAAGCUAACGUGCAUGGACAAGGUGAUGAAAAUCGAGGCCCACGAUUCAGAAGUUCUAUGCUUGGAAUAUUCUAAGCCGGAAACCGGGAUGACCUUGCUGGCUUCCGCAAGUCGAGACAGGCUGAUCCACGUGUUAAACGUGGAGCAGAACUAUAAACUAGAACAGACGCUGGAUGACCACUCCUCGGCAAUAACGGCGGUGAAGUUCACUGGAAACGGAGACAUUCGGUUGAUUAGCUGCGGAGCGGACAAGAGCAUCUAUUUUCGCAGUGCACAAAAGGCCGUGGACGGGGUCAGCUUCGUCAGAACCCACCACGUCGCGGGGAAGGCAACCCUGUAUGACAUGGACAUCGACAUCACGCAGAAGUAUGUCGCGGUGGCCUGCCAGGACCGAAACGUCAGGGUGUACAGCACAGUCACUGGGAAGCAGAAGUGCUGCUACAAGGGCUCACAAGGGGAAGACGGCGCCCUCCUGAAGGUUCAGCUGGAUCCCUCGGGAACUUUCCUGGCCACCAGCUGCUCUGAUAAAAGCAUCUCUAUCAUCGACUUCCGCUCCGGAGAGUGCGUCGCCAAAAUGUUUGGCCAUUCAGAAGUCGUGACGGGGAUGAAGUUCUCCUUUGACUGCAAGCGCCUGAUCACCGUCUCCGGAGACAGUUGCAUCUUUAUAUGGCGCCUCAGCCCCGAAAUUACCAGCUGCAUGAAGCAGCACUUGAGGGAACUGGAUCAGGCCCAAGAGCAGAAGAAAGCCGGGGAGCCCGCUUGGUCUCAUCUGGUCAGGCAGGAGACAUACGCUGCCGUGCCGAGCGGAGAGACCCUCUGUGGCACUGAUCCCCUCGCUGGUUACGACACUGGAGGGGAAGAGGAGGAGGAGGAGGAGGAGGAAGACUACACGGCUCUUCAGACGCCCACUAAAGAAGAUUUUGAUGCAGCUCCGACCUACCUCCUCUCCAAUGGGAAAAUGCCGAUGUGGGCAAAGAGGCUGCUCGGAGAAGCAGAUACUUCAGACGGCGCUAGCUCCUUUGACUCGCGGGUGAGCUAUCAGCCACAAGGGCGGUGGGCAGAAAGCAUCAACCAGGAGCCAAUCAAAACCAUUGCAGAUGCUGACCUCAGCGACUUCAGCCCAGUCGAAAACAACUGUCUCAAUGACAUCGAGCUGGUGCCAAAGCUGCUCUGGGAGACCGAGGGCUCCACUAGCAACAUAAUACAAGACUUCAAGCGGGCAGACCCGUCUUCCGAAGAUGAGGCGGACCCCGCACGGGAAGCCAGCAGGAGCAGCUUGUACGGCACACAGGCUGGCGACAGUCCCCCUGCUGGAGAGAGGAAAUACAUGGAUGGGCUGCCGCUUCAGCCAUUUCAUCAGGAGGGAGCCGCCCGUGCGAAAGAAAAAUCGCUGGAGCAGCUGUACUCCAUCACCUCCCUGGGUUCAGAGGCUUCCCCUUUGGAUCGCCAACAGGAAGACCGAGAGUCUCUUCUUUCGGAGGCAGAAGCAGAAAUGGCUGACUUAGACGAGAACUUCCAGCAAAGCAAUUCUUUGCCACAUACCCCCGAGCAAGAGAAAUACCUCCGGCAUCACUUUGAGACACUGGCCAGCGCCCACUCGGAAGAAAAGUUUGACGGCUGUAUAAAAGACCUGAAGCCCCUGGAAGACGAGGACGAAGAGGCCUCCCUGUUCCUGAAUCCCCGCCUGAGCAUUUCUGCCAGAUUUCUCUCCCGCUACCAGAAAAACAGCAGGUUUGCCGCAGCCUUUCUUCCACUGGCCCACCAGCCCAUCCAGGCCGCUGCUGUGGGAGAGGAGGGCGAGCCCAGGAAAAUGGAGAAACCUUCAGCAGAAACUCACUCAGAUUUGAAGGAAAAACUUGAUGCUAAAGCAUCUGGGACUUCAGAAGCUCGGGCUCUAAUUGAGAACUUUGACAUGAACCUCCAACCUCUGUGCAGCAAAUUUCAAGAGACACUGCAAGUUUAUGACCAGGUGAUGUCCUGCCAUGACUCAACGGAGGAGGAGCUCCUCCACGUGAAGAGCAGGCUGGUCAGCACUUUCUGUUGGAUGAAACAAGAACUGGACUCCAGAGCCAUAAAAGGCAACAUGGAUGUGGCCACAGGCACAGAGAGUCCAUCACCCUGGCUUAAGCGCCUUCAAGACAGCGAGAUCCACUCUCUCCUGAAACAGUACUCUGAUUCGCUGCUGCAUCUGCUGCAGAAGAAGCUGGAGGAAGCCAGCAAAGCAAGCGUUGUCUGAACUUCGUUGCGCAGCCACCCUCCUGCCCAGAUUUUAUUGCACGGCUCUGCACGAGAAAACAUGGACACCAAUAUCUGUGUAACUCCUGCAGGGUUGCAUUCUUCGAAAUACAGGCUUCCUGCUUUCCCUCUGGCUUUUUUUGCUUCCAGGGGAAAAGUUUUAAAUUUUGCACACAAAGACUGACAAGUUUUUCAAAUAAAACUUUUUCUAGGUUUUGGAAAUAAUAAAAUUUGGUUAUUGCACUUUUAAAGG